AGCUUCACCGACGGUGUUCCUGAUGACUCGCCGCAGACAGGCGGCCUUCCCAUUAGCCGCUUUAUAAGAGGCACGUAAUCCAGCCGGCCAAAUUAAUUCGGAAAAGCUUGACGCGAGCUGCCGUACCGGGGAGAAAAAAUCAGCCUGGCCCCUUCGUCACGGAUCUGAAUCCAAAACCAAUAAGUAAAUACGCGAAAGCGAGUGCAGUCUACGAGUACGAAACUAAAGGCAAGACUUGCAGAGCUUUAGGCAAUUUAGGAUAAAGCUAUCAGUAUCCUACCUCACGAUUGGCCGAGGUGGGUCACGUGGCCAACGUGAUUGCGCCUGUAUUCGAGGGUGCCUGACACUAAAGAUGGCAGCGCCGAGAGCUGAAUAGGAAUGUGUCUUGAUGUGAAUCAAGCCACAGGACCUUCACCGGGACGUCACUGUCUAUGAAAAAAAAAUAUAUAUAUAUCCGGUGCCACUUUUUUCUAAUGUUUCCAUCGCGUCGGUAUUAGCAGAAAUAAAGAAAAGAAACAGAAAAUAACCACCAGACUGUUGCCUGGGAGAGCUCCAGAAACAUACUGAAGUUUUGGGGAGAUAAGUGAGCACGGACAACUCGACAUUACCUUUGUGUGGUCACUUUUUUGAGUAGAAGGCAAAUAUUCUCUUCCUCGUCGAUCUAAGACCGGACAGUGCAGACGGGAACAAAACGCGGCGCGACUUUCAAAUGCGGUGUGAUACGAGGAGGCGAGGGUUUGUGAUCCAGAAGACCGGGAGAACGCGAAUCUGGACCGCCUAACUCCAAGUGACUGAGUUAAGUAAGCGCUCCCUCCGAAUCUAAAACUGAACCCCAUGGGUCCAACACAUCGGCGUGAGAGAUCUACCCCCAUCUUAUUAAAGGGAAACCCAAGAGAAACCUUUCCUGCUUUAGGCGUUUUCAAGCAAACAUUUGCCACAGACUCAUUUCGGGGCUGGAAAUGUCACAAGGCAGCUCCAUACUGCUAAGGAAGAACAAGAGGCAACUUCACUAAAUAAAACCAUCUUCCCCGUUAAAGGCCAUGGAGCGAAUCACUGUGCGGAUCAAAGAAGAGGAUUGUGAAUGGGAACCUGUUUGCAUUGCACAGCCGGGUUUCUGCAUAAAGCAGGAAGAUUCAGAAUGGGUGAAUAUCUGUUGUGAAGAUGAGGACCAUAAGCCGGGGAUUAUCUGCAUUAAAGUGGAGGAGUCUGAUCUGGCAUCUAAACAUGAAGCGGCUAAUAGUAUCAAGGCAGAAGCGUCUUCAGAGAAUGACUGCAGUUCAGGGUCCUGUCCGGCGAUCAAAAAAGAGACGUACAGUGUGGUGUCCGAGUCGUCCUCUCAACAUCAUUCUGUCUACGUAAAAUCUGAAGCCCCGGGAACUGAUAAGUUAAUAAUUGAGAUGGCACAUGGGACAGAUGAGCCAGAACAGCCAACCUUGUUGGGACUGCCUGAAAAAUGUUUUCAAGAGAGUAGUAGCUGCCCCAUAUCUUUAUUUAUGCUGGGCCUUCAUCCAGAAAAUCAGGCAAAACCAACACUAGUCCAAGAAACAAAGGGCUCAAUCUUUUCAGACUGCAGUGCCUACUCAAGUACAGACCAUUUUCAAAAGCGGAGUAAAGACAGUCUUCUCAGGCAGACAAGAAUUCACGCUGGAGAUAAGCGGCACUGCUGUACUGAAUGUGGGAAACGAUUCUCCUACCUUCGGGACCUUCAGAGACAUACAAAAAUUCACACUGGAGAGAAGCCAUAUUGUUGUUCUGAAUGUGGGAAACACUUCUUGUGCAAUAAUAGUCUUCAGAGACACAUGAAACUUCAUCCAGGGGAGAAUCCACAGAGCUGCUCUGAAUGUGGAAAAUUGUUCUCAUGUCUAAGCAACCUUCAGUUGCACAUGAGAAUCCACACUGGAGAAAAACCAUUUUCCUGCACUGAAUGUGGUAAGCAGUUCCCACGUAGAAACAGUCUUCAGAGACAUGUCAGAAUUCAUACUGGAGAAAAACCACAUUGCUGCUUUGAAUGUGGUAAACGGUUCUCAGAAGUAAGCAGUCUUCAGACACACGUGUGGAUUCACACGGGGGAAAAGCCAUAUUGCUGUUCUGAAUGUGGCAAACAAUUUUCAUCCCUCGGGGAUCUUCACCGACACACAAGAAUUCACACGGGAGAGAAGCCAUAUUGCUGUAUUGUUUGUGGCAAACGAUUCUCUCAAAUAAGCCAUCUCCAGAUUCACAUGAAAAUUCACACUGGAGAAAAGCCACAUUGCUGCUCUGAAUGUGGAAAACGUUUCUCAGAAAUGAGUAACCUUCAUAGGCAUAUGAGAAUUCAUACUGGUGAGAGGCCACAUUGCUGUUCUGAAUGUGGUAAACGAUUCUCACAAAUAAGCAACCUGCAAAUUCACAUGAGUAUUCACACUGGAGAGAGGCCAUAUAACUGUUCUGAGUGUGGAAAACGAUUCUCACAUCGAAGCAAUCUCCAGCAGCACAGCAGAAUUCACACUGGAUCGAGAGAGAAGCCCCAUUGCUGUUCUGAAUGUAGCAAGCGAUUCUCACGCAUGACUUAUCUUAAGAGACAUAUGAGAAUUCACACUGGGGAAAGACCACAUUGCUGUUCGGAGUGUGGUAAACGAUUCUUGCGCCUGAACAAUCUUCAGGUUCACAUGAAACUUCACAUGGGAGCAGAGUUGCACUGUUGUUCAGAGUGUGGUAAAGAAUUCUCAGAAAUAAGCAGUCUUCAAGCACACAUGCGAAUCCACUCAGGAGAAAAUUUGUAUUGCUGUUCAGAAUGCAGCAAGCAAUUCUCAUGUGUAAGCAAUCUUCAGAUUCACACACGGAUUCACACAGGAGAGAAACCCCAUGCCUGUUCCGAAUGUGGAAAACGAUUCUCCCGCAUAAGUAAUCUUCAGAGACAUAUGAAAGUUCACACCGGAGAAAAGCCUCAUGCUUGUUCUGAAUGUGGUAAACGAUUUUCUGAAGUCAGCACCCUUCAGACACAUAUAAGGAUUCACACAGGAGAGAGGCCAUAUUCCUGUUCUGAAUGUGGCAAACGAUUCUCACAAAUUAGCAAUCUUCAGAGACAUAUAAGACUCCAUACUGGCAAAAAGGAAGUCACGGCUCGCAGGUGAUUUUCACUUCUGUCAUGACAACGUGCAUACAAAUACAGAUGGAGAUGUUCACUCCAGACAUAGACGUCACUUUUUCUCCCCACUUAAAAAUUGUAGCCAUAGCUUCAUCAUUCUCUUUUGGUGAUGGGCAGAAUACCAGUAUCAGGAAUCACAGUCCUUCAGGCCAUUGAUUACACAUUCCACGACUGUUCAUUGUUUUGUGAAAAAGUUAAAAAAAAAUCACAUUUUCCUAUUUUGUCUUCGCCAGGCCAAAAUUACUUUUACCUUUAUAAAAAAUGUCUAUGUAUCAGUUGUUACAUUGUCACCUUGUGUCUUAAUAUUGUUAUGUUUAAUUAUGCGGAGGGUCAUUGUUAUUAAAAUAUCCCAUGAUAUGUGUACAUUUUGAGUUGGAUGGACUGAUCUUCAUCAUCCUCUUGCCAGUUCUUUACACUGUGAUUUGUGUGUAUGGCGGAAAUUGACUUGUACUUUAAUAUACAGUAGCUGCCUUACAGUGCCUCACAUGUACAGCUUUAUCUUCAUGUGGACAGCUGCUUCAUUCAAAGAGACUUGCUGUCAGAAGGCCAAACGGUUGUCUUCACUUUACCAAAGCAGUGCCCACUCGCUGUGCAACAUUAUAUCCGAGGCAUCUCCUCUUCAGCCAGUAACUCCUGUGGGAAUAAGGGUAAUCACUCACACUGAACACUAGACCGUGACCCAAUCAACCCAUUUAAAUCAGUCUUACUAAAGCAAAAUUAAUAAAAUCAGCAGUAGCAACAAAUAGGAAAUAUAUUUGAAAAGGGGUUUAUUGAAAGAUGCUUACGUAAGUAUGCAGAAGUUGAUGAAGAUAUGUCCCUUCAAGUCUGAGUGAGUGCAGACCUGCCUCAGAUUCCUCUUCAGUCUCUAGUGGUCUUCAUCUUAACAAGGUAUGCUGCUGCUGGAGUAUGUGGAUUUCACCUUGGGAUUAAAAAAGUAUUCUAUCUAUCUAUCUAUCUAUCUAUCUAUCUAUCUAUCUAUCUAUCUAUCUAUCUAUCUAUCUAUCUAUCUAUCUAUCCGAUCCAAUCUCAUUCAGUGUCGGACAUGGCUGCCGUCUUCUUGCAAACACAGAUCGACACGGCAACUCCAUAUUGGCAAAGGUAUCUGCAAGCACUGUAGGGGUGAUGGCAGCAGUAUCCCGUUCAGUGCUUUGCUGUAAUUGUUCUAGGGUACGAGGCUUGUUCUUGUACACUUUUGCUUUCAGUCCUUCCUGCCCAAAAGACGAAAUCUGAAGGUGACAGAUACAGAGGGAUCAAGGUGGCCAAAGUCCCUUUGAAAUUACCCGAUUGCCAAAAGAUGAUUCAAUUUGUGCCAUGCCGCAAGAAGACGUAUAACAGGUUGCCCCAUCUUUUUGUAAAUAACCGUCACCGAUCUUACGGUCACCGAGUUCAUUCACAAAUCAGUCAACAAUGUUCAGGUACACGUAUACAGGAAUACUGUGAUCUUUUAUUUUGUUUUGAUGGCUUCGUUAUCAAGACAGUAAUACAUCAAAACUCGGGACCCCCGCCCAAUAGAAUCACCCCGUAAAAUGGCUCUUCCAAAAUUUGCCAAAAAGCACCUUGAUGAACUGCUAAAAAUGUUUGGGACCAGUGACUCAAACGUGGGACAGUGUGGAAGACUAGGUCUGACAUGAAACAAACACAUCUUCCUACAGUCAAACAUGGUGGUCAUAGUGUGAUGGUGUGAGGGACCCUUUGCUGCUUUGGGGCUGUAACUGAGGGACGCGUGAAUCCAACUCUCUGCCGGAAAGUACUGACGAAGAAUGUCCAGACAUCAGACUGUGAUCUGAAGAAGAAGCACAACUGGGCUAUGCAGCAGGACAAGGUUCUGAAGUACAAGGGAAAGUCCACCUCUGAAUGGAUGAAAACAAACAAAUAAAUAAAAGGUUUUGGACUGGCCUAGUCAAAGUCCUGACUUGAAUCCCAUUGACAUGUUGUAGUGGGAACUUAAAUGGAUAAUUCAUAGUUGAAACCCCCCCAACAAUUCUGUAGAGGAGAGUGGGCUACAAUUUCUCCACCAGGAUGCGUUUAAUUGCAGUUAUGGCUGCUAAAGGUGGCAAAGCCAAGUACAGUAUUACAUUUGGGUUGGUGGGGGGCAAUUACUUUUUCACAUGGGUGAUAUUGGUGUCAAUUAAUCAAAUAGUAAUUUACAAACUAUGCAUUCAGGUUGUUAUUUUGUAUUUUUCUAAAUUGGUUUGGAGUGUCAGAAACCGUUCCGUGUUAUGAAUGAGCAACCACGGGCGAAAUCGGGGAAGGGGGGGUGAAUACUUUUUCACGGCACAGUAUUACAUGUCUUGUCCUCAAUGUAUUUGGAAUUUUUUUCCAGUUUAUGAAGGCGAAUAGAUUUGUUUCUGAUAUUUCACAAUGAUGUUACAUUAGGUGGCACCGACGCUGCCUUGCCCCGCUGAGUCUUUCCUGCAUGGAGCCGGCAUGUUCUUCCCUCAUCUCCGAGGGGCUUCCUCAGUAAAAAAGACAUGCAGAUUAGGUGGAUUUGCAACACUGCAUUGGUUCAAGUGUGUGUGUUUGGUGUGUAGUUGCAUGCGAGAAUGUUGACCCUGUGGUGGACUGGCAUUCUGUCCAGGGACUUUUCUUGCCUUGUGCCCUUAUGCUUGCUGCCCCCCGGUCACCUUACUCAUGAUUAGAGGAUGGUAUGGUGUAUGUUAAAUUAUAUUGAAGAAUAUAUCUGGAUAUCUUUUGGGUACUUUUGUAUAUUUUGUGUACUACC
This is a messenger RNA of Polypterus senegalus (gray bichir), 5846 nucleotides long. RefSeq names its product gastrula zinc finger protein XlCGF57.1-like. The transcript is spliced from 3 exons. The record is from RefSeq and is a predicted model, not a curated record. Gene Ontology annotation, molecular function: DNA-binding transcription factor activity, RNA polymerase II-specific; RNA polymerase II cis-regulatory region sequence-specific DNA binding. The coding region runs from base 1041 to 3110 and encodes 689 amino acids. NCBI's taxonomy places the organism in Eukaryota, Metazoa, Chordata, Cladistia, Polypteriformes, Polypteridae. Gene Ontology annotation, biological process: regulation of transcription by RNA polymerase II.